UGACAAAACACUUAACAUGAUUGCUUCAUUGUAUGAAAAUGAAUGUGUGAUGUAAUCAAGAGCACCUUUAUAGUGACUGUAAGGCCAAAAUAAUCCAAUUCUCAAAAGUCCAUUUUAUUCAAAGUGAAAUGAUGUAUUCAAAAGAGACUACAGCAAACAGAAACUGAGGCAGAGGAGCACAGCUGUACAGGCUGUUUCUUGUUCAUAGCGAUCUUUCUGAGUGACGUCCCUUAACGUCAUCAUCACCAGGCAAAGCGACUUUUUCCCUCCUCCCAGCUGAUUUACAGAUGGACCACUCGUUAGUGUGUUUGUGUUAUGUGAGUGUGUGUGUGUGUGUGUGAAUGAGAGAGUGUGUGCGCCCGUCCUCCCCUCACUCCGCUCCGUUAGAGCCGCACUUUAUCACUUGGUGUUGAAGCGCUCAGGAGCCGCUAUCCGCCGCCGGGGGGUGGGAUAGAAAACACCGAGACCCGCAGCCUCAGGAAAAACAGAAAACAAUGACUGUAGAGAGGAUAUUCGACGUCCUUGGACAUUUCAAAAGGUAUCAGGCAUGUCUGUACUUUGCGGCAGUCUUCCAGGCUGUAGCCUGUGGGAUCCACUACCUGGCAUCUGUCUUCUUAGUGGAGACGCCAAACUUUGUGUGCAGCGUGCCCAGCAACAUCACUGAUGUCCUGUAUGGCAACCUGACGGGAUCCAGUCUGGAAGACAUCCUGCCGGUCUUCGGCUUGGGGACCGGGCCCUUGGUGGUGAGGACGGCCGAAGGAGAGCAGUGGGAGCUGAGCCGGUGCCGCAGCGCCCUGCGCAUCAACCCAUCGGGCUUUGCGUAUGAUUUUGAUGGCAACAAAACAGUGAGAGCCUGCAAUGGGAGCUUUGUUUAUGACCACACUGAAGUUCACCAAAGCAUAGUGACAGACUGGGACCUGGUGUGUGAGAGAGAGUGGCUGGCCAAGCUGUGCCAGCCCACCUUCAUGCUGGGGGUGCUGAUCGGAGCGCUGGUGUUUGGGGACCUUGCUGACAGAGCUGGUCGUGUGAGGAUUAUGAUGUUCACCAGCCUCUGUCAAUUUGGGCUUGGGCUGUCUGUAGCGUUUUCUGGAAACUACUAUUUCUUUGUGGUGCUCCGUUUCCUCCUGGCCAUGGUGUCCAGUGGCUACCUUGUAGUGGUGUUUGUCUAUGUCACAGAGUUCACCGGCAUCAAGGUACGCACGUGGACCUCUAUGCAUGUGCACGCUGCCUUUGCUGUUGGCAUCAUGGUGGUGGCCCUGACUGGUUACCUGGUGCGGGUCUGGUGGAUCUACCAGAUCAUUCUCUCCGUAUGCACCUCACCCUUCCUGUUCUUCUGCUGGAAGUUCCCCGAGACGCCCUUUUACUUGAUGGCCAAGGGCCAUUACAAGGAGGCUCAGACCCUGCUGGACAGGAUAGCUAGCUUCAAUGGCAUUGGUUAUACACUGAAGGUGGAGGAGCUUCUGCAGCCAGAGGAAAGAGAGAAUGGCAUAGCUCUGCUGGAGGAGGCAAAGGAUCGACCAUCGCAGUCAGAUAAGAAGCUGUCCAUCCUGGACCUGUUUGGUAGCUGGAGGAUGGCUGGCCGCACGUGCACAGUGUGGGCCAUCUGGUUCAUCGGAAGCCUGGGCUACUACGUCUUCUCUUUAGGCUCGGUCAACCUGGGAGGAAACCAGUACAUUAACCUCUUCCUAGCUGGCGCAGUGGAACUCCCCUCCUAUCUGAUUGGCUGUUUUGCAAUGGACCGGAUUGGCAGGAAGAAGACUUGUGCCCCUGCUCUGCUUCUGGCUGGUGUCGCUUGUACGCUCAUCAUUGUGGUACCGGCUGACAUUGAGGCACUGGCCAUCGCCCUCAGUAUGAUAGGGAAGUUUGCCAUUGCCGUUGCCUUCGGUCUCAUCUACCUGUACACCUGUGAGCUAUACCCAACGACCAUCAGGUCUCUGGCAGUGGGUAGUGGCAGUAUGAUGUGCCGUGUUGGCAGUGUGAUGGCCCCCUUCUGUGUGUAUCUGGCUGAGGUCUGGGCCUACCUGCCUCAGCUCAUUGUGGGAAUCCUGGCAUUCGUCAUUGGAGUGCUGACCUUGUUGUUGCCCGAGACCCUGGGCAAACCACUAACAACCACCUUGGAAGAGGCUGAAGCCCUGGGACGCAAGCCUAGCAAGAAGAACUCAGCUCUGGGCAAUAAAGAUGCUGAGGACGGGUUGGAGAUGAAUCAACAUGAAGCCAAGGCAUGAGUUGUAACCUGCUGGAAAACCAGACACACAGAUGCAUGGGGAGAAGCUUCGGAAAGAAAAAUAAAUAAAAACUGAAAUGGUGACAUGAUUGAUGUAUUGGAUUGUUGGAAGAGGAUGAAAGAGAAAAAUAACAAGCUUUUUUUCAGAACUUGUUGAAAUGACACAUUUGUUGACAUUUUGCUCUGCAAAGCAACAAACCUUUUAGUACUUUUAAGUACUGAAGAGAGCUGGGAGACAGACAAACCCUCCUGCACGCAUACAGCACUCAACACACAACACUAAAUGUAACAAGACUGAGUGCAAGUAAGACAGUCCAUGAAUUCAAUGAUGGAGAAAAUCAUGUGCUAUGUGUGUGCAUGUGUAUUAUGUGUGUCCAGUUUCUGACAACUUCAGUCAUAAUUUUGAAGUUGUGCCCCCACUGUGUCUAUUAAUUAUGUUAACUUUGAUCACCAAAGUGCUUUCUGAAAUCUAAGAGCAUCGUGAGAUACUAAACCUCCAAAGUCCAAGAAACACCAACAGUUAGGUGUUACAAAUAAGCCAACAAAUUAGCCAUAUUAUGUUCUAAGGGAGCACACCAGAAAUGUCAGUAAGAACACAUUUAUGUACAGCAAACUGUGUGUGUACAACUAAGAAAGUUUACAGCAGACAAUGGAAAAUGAUUGCAGAUCUUAGAAAUUAACUUUAUGAACUUGUUAAACCAAAACUGCAAAAUAAGGUCAGGUCAUAAAGUGGAAUCAUCCUUAAUAAAAAAAAAAAAAAAAAAAAAAAAAAGAAGUGAGUGUAUGAGUGAUACAACAGUGACUUUCUGCGUUGUGUUUUAGUUACCUCUGUGAAACAGCAAUCAUGAAUGCAGAUCGUGGCUGUGCUUCUGUUUGGAGAACAUAUAGUAUUAAAGUACACAGAUGUAAUGCUAUUCUACACAUGAAAACAGUGGAACGCUGAAUAACAAGGAAGUGCCUUGUUUUUAAAAUCAUCUUUUUGUUAUUUUAAAUA
This is a messenger RNA of Scatophagus argus, 3218 nucleotides long. It is a transcript of the gene slc22a16, whose product is annotated as solute carrier family 22 member 16. Gene Ontology annotation, biological process: transmembrane transport. Gene Ontology annotation, cellular component: membrane. Lineage: Eukaryota; Metazoa; Chordata; Actinopteri; Scatophagidae. The record is from RefSeq and is a predicted model, not a curated record. The transcript is spliced from 8 exons. The coding region runs from base 495 to 2225 and encodes 576 amino acids.